Molecule: messenger RNA, 5679 nt
Organism: Synchiropus splendidus (mandarinfish)
Lineage: Eukaryota; Metazoa; Chordata; Actinopteri; Syngnathiformes; Callionymidae
Gene: numbl
Product: NUMB like endocytic adaptor protein
Exons: 9
Coding region: 1297-3471 (724 amino acids)
Source: RefSeq, a predicted model, not a curated record
CAACUUGUUUCUCACGCAGUAGAAUGUGGAGGAAGAGAUUGACGGAGGAGCGCCAAGGAUGUCAUAGUGAAAGCUGAAAAUGCUUUGUCUGUCUGGGCGUACACAGCGAGUCACACGUCUCAAAAGAUUGCUCUUUGUUUACAUUUUUUAUUGUGUUAUAAUCUUAAAAUCCAAAAACGUGUGUGUGAAUGAGAGGGAGCCAAGUGGACGGGUGAAGUUACAGGAUGUAAAGAUAAAGAAGGUGGAGGAUUUUUAGUACUUAGGCUCUACUGUCCAGGGCAAUGGAGAGUGUGAGAAAGAGGUGAAGAAGUGGGUGCAGGCAGGAUGAAAUCAUUGGAGAAAAGUGUCAGGUGUGAUGUGUGACAAAAGGGUGUCAGCAAGGAUGAAAGGGAAAGUGUACAAAACAGUGGUCAGGUCAGCAAUGUUGUAUGGUUUGGAAAGUGGCACUGAGGACAAGACAGGAGGCGGAGCUGGAGGUAGCAGAGAUGAAGAUGCUGAGCUUCUCUCUGGGAGUGAGCAGGAUGGAUAGGAUCAGGAAGCAGUAGAUCAGAGGGACUGCACAUGUCAGGUGUUUAGGAGACAAAGUCAGAGAGGCUAGAUGGAGAUGGUUUGGACAUGUACAGAGGAGAGAGAGCCAGUACAUUGGUAAGAAGAUGUUGAGGUUGGAACUGCCAGGCAGAAGGUGGAGAGGAAGGCCAAAGAGGAGAGUUAUGGAGGUGGUGAAGGAGGACAUGAGGUUUGUAGGUUUGAGAGAAGAGGAAGCAGAGGACAGGGUGAGAUGGAGGAGGAUGAUCCGCUGUGGCCACCACUGAAGGGAGAAGCCCAAAGAGAAAGAAGAAGAAAUCUUAAAAUCCAAAUUUGUUAAUCCAGGAAUACAGGCCUGAGAAUGAUGGUGGAUUAUACAUGUUUCUUUCAGCUAACUGUUGCAUGAUGGGCCAUCAAUGAGGUUUCAUUGCUGGCCUAGAUGCAGUAGGUUAAUAGUUCAUUCAGUGUCUCUGUGUACUAUUUUGAGUUGUGCAAGUUAUGAACUCGUUCAUAUGAGAAUAAAGUCCGCACACCUUUGGGGGCGGACAAUAAAGACGGAACCACAACAAAGACGAAAAGAGAAAUAAAGACCAAAGCUCCAUGAUGAGGAAACCUUAAACAAAUGCACCUGUCUGAAGGCAGAUGAUGGACGUCGCUGCUGUAGAUACAUGCUGUAAAGGGAAAAGAGCCUGAGUGAGGGGAGGACGUGAGUGCGGCGGAAUGGUGCGCUGAUUACCAUUUUAAAACAGCAGGGAGCACGUGACCCCGGAGAUGAACAAGCUUCGCCAAAGUCUGCGGAGGAAGAAGCCCACCUACGUGCCAGAGGCCAGCAGACCGCAUCAGUGGCAGGCGGACGAGGAGGCGGUUCGGAAGGGCAAAUGCAACUUCUCGGUCAGGUACCUGGGCUUGGUGGAGGUGGAGGAGUCGAGAGGAAUGCACGUGUGUGAGGAAGCUGUGAAGAAGCUCAAAGUUAGUGGGAAGAAGACAGUCAAAGCGGUUCUGUGGGUGUCAGCGGACGGACUCAGGGUGGUGGAUGAUAAGACCAAGGAUCUGAUUGUGGACCAAACCAUCGAAAAGGUCUCCUUCUGUGCUCCCGACCGCAACUAUGACAAGGCCUUCUCCUACAUCUGCAGAGACGGAACCACCCGACGGUGGAUGUGCCACUGCUUUAUGGCUCUGAAGGAUUCGGGGGAGAGACUGAGUCAUGCUGUCGGCUGCGCGUUUGCCGCCUGCCUGGAGAGGAAGCAGCGCAGAGAAAAGGAGUGUGGCGUGACCGCGUCCUUCGAUGCCAGUCGCACCUCAUUCGUACGCGAGGGCUCCUUCCGCGCCAACUCCUCCAGCAGCCAGCCGGGCAGCGGCAGCGAACGAGAUGACAAACUGGACAAAAAGAAAGGUGGGAAACGACAAUACCCGCCCUCUAUUCCAGCUAUGCCACCAGGCAAUGCCUCCCCACCCGAGGGUGCGGCGUCCCCGAUGGAGCGCCCGGAACCUGGCGGGCCGCAUGCCAUCCCCCGUCGCCACGCUCCCAUCGAGCAGCUGGUGCGUCAGGGCUCAUUCCGGGGAUUCCCAGCGCUCAGCCAGAAGAACUCUCCCUUUAAGAGGCAGCUGUCGCUCCGCCUCAACGACCUGCCAUCCACUCUGCAACGCAAGACCGACUUCCAGGCCAAGAACCCUGUACUAGAGAUGGACAUGGGGCUGGCGUGUGGAGACAGCAGUAUAAAUGCCCUGUGCAGCCAGAUCAACACUUCCUUUACCAGACCAUCCGAAGAGUUAUACGCCAACCCUUGCUCCCUGGCUGGCGCUGCCCCACCCUGCUCUGUGCCACCCAUCCUACCCCCACCACCUGCCCCAAUGCAGGGUGCCUCCUCCUGGAUGCAGCCGGAGCCUCCGCUGCACUCGCCACCACCAGCGUCGGUGGCCGUGCAGAUGCAGAGCGGACACAAGCGGACUCCCUCUGAGGCAGAGCGGUGGUUGGAGGAGGUCUCUAAAGUUGUCAUGUCCCAACAGACGCCACCCCCUGGUCCAACUAUCCCCACCAUCCCUGGUCCCCCAGCCGCGUCCAGUCAGCAGAUAUCCAGUUUAGCGUCUGUCCCGCCAGUGUCGACCAUCUCAAGGCCGCUUGGCACCAUGACAAAACCGCUCAUCUCUGGGCCCCCGACACUUCCACCAAUGUCCAUAUCAUCUGUUCCUUUAAUACCCGGGCCUCCAGUGUCAGGCCCCCCUAUGUCGCUACCUUCCAUGUCUAUCCCCACUAUGUCUGGUCCGAGCAUGUCAGGGGCCCCUAUGAUACAGCCCUCACUACCUGGGCCUCCAGGGUCCCUACCCAGCUCAAUGCAACCCUUUCCCUUAGUGUUUGAUGGUACUCCUGCCGCCGUUGGAAUGUUCGGCACCCAGCCUGUGCAACCCGCCUUCGUGCCCAUGCAGACCUACAUGCCAGGUUUGGCGAGCAGCAUGACCUACCCCAACGCAAGUGUUCCCGUGGUUGGAAUAACUCCGUCACAAAUGGUUGCGAAUGCCUUUUGCACAGCCACCGGCUCAUCAGGCGGCGCAGCCUCCAUUGGCUCUUCCAGUGCAGCUCCUAAAGGAGGAUCCCUUGGUGUUCAUGGUUACCCUGGGGCACAAGGUUCAGUUGGGCACACAGGGGGGUUCCCCUCGCAACCGUUCACUUCCAUCGCUUCGAUCAAUGGCAUCCCACCACAGAGCAGCAACAUCAUGAACCUUCAGAAUGGGACCAACAGCGCUUGCAUGAGCGGUAACUGGCCACCUGAGGGGAGCCAGCUAACUGCACCUGUCGCCGGAGAUUCCCAAGAUGAUGACCGUUUUGAGGCCAAAUGGGCUGCUUUGGAGAGCAAACCUGCACCUCUACAGCCGGGGAACAAGUCACCACCUGCAGCUGCCAACCCUUUCUCCAACAACUUGCAGAAGACGUUUGAGAUUGAGCUCUAACUCAGUCAACCACUCCAGAACAGUUGACAGACUGAGAAGACGUUCGGCCAACUGAAGCAUCUUCUAUGAGAAUCAGAUGCUGGUUUUGAAUGUCGAUCAGCUGCUUCCCCGUGGAGCUCUUGAAUCUGAUCUUUAGCGAUUCCUUUGAGCUCCGCCAGAGCUGCAGGGGGUGAGGACGCGACUGGGCUUCUGAAGGACUGGACGUAUUGCUUGACUUGAUCUGCCUCUCUUUUUCACUCAGCUUUAUUGUACCUGCUCCGAGUCCGUGAAUGUACCACAUCUGCCCCCUGGAGGAUGGAACUGGGCCGAGUGGUUUUUACUUUUUUAUAAAGUAGGGAUUCUGCUGUUGAUUUCUUCAGGAUGUGUUUGACAGGUCUGAUGAACAGAUGAGGAUAAGAGUUGCGAGACCCCAGUGACCAAAACAAAGGACUCACCAUCCAAAAGUAGAGAUUAUGGCCAAAAUGAUUUUAUUUAUUAUAUUUUAUUUUUGUUAUAUUUUACGUUAACACGUUAUAAAUAUCUAUAUAUAGUUAAAAAUCGACAGUGUUUCAUAAGUGUUUUUGGGAUAUAUUUAUUUUGUUAUGCAGUGGAGCAGGAACGACCGAGCGGUAUAGACACACGUGCAAAAACAGUGGAUUCAUGUGAAACUAACUGGUCUGACAGCGAAGCGAUAUUUCAGUGUAUAUAGCAGCAUGUUACUUUUUACCAUCAGCUCUGACGUAUAUACACAAAAGUCUGUUUAUACAAUAUGCUGCGCCACCCAGGAAGACAGCACCACAAGUCCUCCUCCGACCCGAGCAGCAUUCACAAACCGGUCUCAGCUCCAACACCACUUCUUUACAAUUCCAAACAGGGUUUCUUAUCAGACGGCGAACAUGACAUUUAGCAAACCACGACAACAGAAACGUUCCAGAAUAUUAAGAGAGAAAGUGUCGCGAAAAGGAUGUGAAGUAAGUGGACAAAAGAGGGAGUGGAUUGCAGUAUGUGAUACCUUUACAGAUCGCUAAGAAGAAAGUGGAUAGGAAAAGGUGAGGCGCGUAAAGCAUCACUAUGGCGACGUUUCAACUGCAAGACAGCACACAGUUCUCAAGACCUUGAUUCAGACCUACUCUUUAAGAGGAUGCAUUCAUUUAAACAACACAGUUUAGAAUUUAUAUGGACUUAUUUUCUUUAUUUCUGGACCUUGACUCAGCGCUAUGCAUUCAUUGUUGAACAAGGUCAUCACAUAGGGGUUGCUCCGGAGUGUUAUGCGAGUACUUCACGAAGAUACAUCAGUUCAAGAUGACGGCCAUAUGACACAGUUACAUGCCUUUUUCUUCUUUUCCUCCAGUGGUUGCCGCAGCUUUGUCCUCCUUAACUUAUCUUGCACAUCCUUCCUAGUCGCGCCUGAUGUUUCCAUUGUCCUCCUUUGUCACAUGAACUUUAUGUUUCUAUUGCUGUCCUCCCGCAUUUUUGCUAUCUCCCAAUCGUCCAUUUAACCUGUCUCUCCCCUUCACUUCACUAAUUUUAUCUCCAAACCUUUCUACAUGAGCUGUCCAUCUCUUAUGCUUGUUUCUAAUCUUGUCCUUCACAGUCACUCCCAAUUAAAAACCUAAGCAUCUCCAACUCUGACACUCUGCUCCUUGUCUUUGUGUCAGUGCUGCUGUCAAACAAACAUGAGAAGCCAGAGCAUUUUCCUUUUCUUAGAAUCAAUUCAUCUUUUUGCUUCACACGAGCAUAAAAAACGUACAGAGGCAAAGACAUGACAUUGGGUUGUUUACAUUAAAACUGUCCAAAAAAUGUUAAAGUUAAAAAUAUUCACUGCUAUUUACUUCAUUUAAGCCAUUAAACGUAAGUUUUACUUUGUUAUGAAAUAACAGAAACUGACGCUCUGAUCUUGUCACUCUGGAUUGAAAACUGUCGUUGGUCAUGCACAGACCACAACCCACUCUGCAAGCGCCUACAGCCAUUCACGCCCGGAUCGUCCAGUUCUUGACUCAUUUUACGGCUGAGGAAGUUGGCUGAUUUGAUUUUUCGCUCAUUCUUUCUUAAGUUCCCCUCCUGCGUUGGUGGUCCACCUCUCUGCCCACGAUGAAUUGUGUUUCGUGUUGAGCAAACCAAACGACCUCAUACACAUGAUUGUAAAGACAUAGUUUAGCCGUGGUAACAAAGACAACCAGAGGAGUUUAUUUUUAACCUUUAUUUACAGAAUUUCUUUUUGUAUUUAAA